CUUGCAUUCAAUUUGGAACCUAACAGAUUCAGAAGAUAAGCUGAUACAAUAUCUAAGCUCUUCACUUUCUGGAAUCUCUACCCACACGGUGAACAAAUUAUCUUUGACUGAGAAAUUGGAUAUCAGUGGAGAAGAUGGUGAAUAUUCACAUUGAUCCUGAUAAAGAAAAGCAGCUCCAGGGAGGUAAAAAAGGUACAAUCUCUACCCACACAAUUACACUAUGCACCAUGACAGCAGAAUUGUGAUAUAAUGGAAGAUUGUGAUGCAAGAAACCAUUUUUUUUUCUUUUUUUACUUUUCCUAUAGAAAUUGGAGACAAAGUAAAAAGGAUUUGGAAACUUAUUAAAGAUGACAAACUUGGCGAAGAUGGUACUCGAGCAGAACUAGCUGAAUUGAUCAAACAAUGCAUCUGCUAUCAUGAUCAUCUUGAGGGAGCUAAAACAGAAAUUUAUGACAAGGUAGCAAUGAUAUUCAAACUUAUUAAAUAUGACAAACUUGACGAGGAUGGUAUCCGAGCAGAACUUUUGAAGAGGGAACCAUUUGCUAAAUUGGUUGAGGAUUUCCAUAAACAACUCACCUGCUAUCUUCAUGAUUAUCUAGAGGGGCACAACUUAGGGCCGCGGAACCAAGUUUCAGAACUUGAAAUGGAGUCCAAAGAAAGAGAAAAGGAACUAUCUGUUAUCAAUCUUAUCAUGAAGAAGCUCGAAGAUACUGAAAAGUAUGAUAAAGAAAAGCAGCUCCAGGGAGCUAAAGCAGGUACAAUCUCUAUGUACCAUGACUUCUGAAUUGUGAUAUGAUGGAAGCUCGCGAUGCAAAAUAUGCUAUGAUUUUUGUAUAUCACCUUAUGGUAGCUCGAACAAAUGAUUUGGACUUUUUUACUUUUUCUACAGAAAUUGAAGACAGUAAAAAGGAUAAUCAAACUUACUUAUUAAUGAUCACGACCUUAACGAGGAUGGCACCCCGACAGAAGUUUUGAAGAGGGAACCACUUGCUGAAUUUAUUAAGGAUUUCUACAUUCAAUACCAAUUUCUUUACGCACAAUAUGAAGAGCAAGCAAGGGUCAACAUUGAAGAGAUCAGUGCUUUAACACAGCAGAAGUUAGAGUUACAUGAUAGAAAUGUUGACUUAAAAAAAAGAUCAGCUGAUAGAGAAUUGGCCUUAUCAUGUAUCCGUGAAUUUAAUAAGUCCCUCCUGGAGAUAAUUCAGCAACAUAAACAAGAUUCAGUUCACGUGGAGAAAACUUCAAAAAAAAAAAGCAAGUGAAGACGAAAAGCAAAUAAAUGAUCACAGGAAUGAGAUAAGUAAACUGGCACAGGAGAAUUUGUUGAUGGGAGAGAAAUUAGAUCAUUUGGAGAGAAUAUUAGCAACAAAAAAAUCUGAGUUCUCUGCCUUCCAGAAAGCAAAAGAAGAAAUGGAGCUCUACUAUGAAAAAAUCAGAAAAGAACAUGCAAAAACCCUCGCAGUGGUUGACAAUGAAAAGAAUGAAUUAGCCAACAAAAACAUGGAUCUUCAGAGAACAUUAGCAGAACGAGCAGAUGCAUAUCAGAAUUUGAAUAAAGAAUAUGAACAAGUUAACAGUUUGUUUAAUGAAUUUUUCGUCAAACUUGAGGUUGCAGAGAGGAAGAUGGAAAUAAUGGCGGAAGAGUUUCUUCAAGGCAUUGGGUCAAAAGAUCAGAUGGUUGCUGAUUUGGAACACCAAGUUGAAGACCUGAAAAAAGACCUGGACAAGAAAGGAAAUAACAUCACCUUUUUGCUUGAGAAUGUCGAGAAUCUUGGGGAAAAGCUUCGCUUGUCAAACCAAAAUAUCCGGGACAAAGAACAAUUGCUAAGUGAAAAGGGAGAGAGCUUUAGAAAGGCAGAAGAAAAGUUUCAGCACGAUCAGAGAGCACUUCAAAUCAGGAUUUCUACUGCAGAAGCAACAAUGGCCGCUGACAAUGAAGCUUUUCAUGAAACUAUCACAAGUACUAAAGAGUGGUUCAACAGUGUGAUAUCUGGAAUCGAUACUGUAAGCUUAAAUUUUUUUGACAUCCACAAAAAUAUUGAGAACCGCAUCUCACAUGAGCUUCAGGUUACAAAAGAAUAUAUCAAUAAGAUGAACAAGGAAAAGAGGCAGUUACAGACAGAUAAAAAACAUUUGUUGGAGGAGCUGCAGGGUAAAAGGGAAGAGGAAUUAACUCUGAGGGAAAAGGUUGAAAAGCUAGAGGCAAAGGCAAGAAAGGGGGAAUCAGAGAAGAUGAAUGUGACAACAAUUGUUGUUGAACUUAAGAAGAGAGUUGAAGAGCUAGAGAAGUUGAUGGAAGAGAAAGAGGAGGGUAUGUUGAACUUGGGAGAGGAAAAGAGGGAGGCCAUCAGGCAGCUUUGUUUGCGGAUUGAUUAUCACAGGGAGCGCAAUGACUAUCUAAAGGAAUUCAUAUCAAAGACUCGCCGGGGCCAGAGAGCAGUGUGAACCCAUCUAUAUUUUUUUUAUGCAACUUUGUCCAAUUAGGUACUGUCGUGAUUUGACAAACAUGAGUAUGUGUAUAGUUAUAUUUUUUUCCCUGUAUCAGUAGCAAAGUUAGUUCUGUUCUUCUCUUGAAUUUGAAUUGAAUAAUCUUAGUGACGUCUUAUUGUUUUGUUCAGUAUAGAACGCUGGGUUAACAUGUCCCACUAUCAAAAUUUUCCAGUUCUUACCCGUCUUUGAUGCUUUUUAUUUUACAUUUUAUCAUAUAUUUCUAGAAACUAGCUAGCAGUGAUAGUUAACUUGAUUAAUUAAGUCUUCUUAUUCCAUAAAGGACUUGCUCUUGUAUAGAGGCUCUGGGGAUCAGUAGCAGGACCUCUACUGAUGCUGAGAACCAGGACGUGUAUUCUCUUCAGUGCUUAUAGAAGCCCGUCUUACAUUCUUUCUACAGUUAACAUUCUCUUGUUCCG
Molecule: messenger RNA, 2906 nt
Organism: Medicago truncatula (barrel medic)
Lineage: Eukaryota; Viridiplantae; Streptophyta; Magnoliopsida; Fabales; Fabaceae
Product: COP1-interactive protein 1
Cellular component (GO): cytoskeleton
Molecular function (GO): structural constituent of cytoskeleton
Source: RefSeq, a predicted model, not a curated record